AUGUCUGGAUAUCUCGGUCAAGGGAGUUCGAGUCGCUACGAUGACGAAGACUUCACGUGCGCGGAACUAAGUAACACUUAUGACGACGACUAUAACCCUUUUCCCCUCAGCUACGGAUCAGGCUCUUUCAGCACCGAAAGUUACAACGAGCGUUCUUAUCUCACCCCGGGGAACAGCUCCAGGCGACAGAGACACUAUGCUACGCCUGUCAGAUCAACACAGCGAGUCCAGCAGAUGUCCCCGCAAAGUUAUGGCACCUCAUUAUCAAAGCCACAGCCGGCCUUGCACGCGCCCGAGAGGAUUGGGGACACCUCAUCAGUACAACCAGUCCAGGAGGCGCCCAAGCAAACCUGGGAGACUUCCACAAUGGGAGCGCCGAUAAUGACAGGAGAAAGAACUGAAUGCCCCGUCCACCCAACUGCGGAACAAUAUGCCACAUAUUACAAAUUCAACACGGCGAAUGACCAAACUUGGGACGUGGACUCUACAGGACAGAGAAUACCGCCAAAGAGGGAACAUAUUGGAUAUAAGAAAGACAAAUAUCGCGCGAACACAACCUCAGAUAUGACCGACUGGGUUCUCCCCUGGCGCACUCUACCGUCGGGAUCGGCAUUGUUACGGACCCCGGUGCCCACUCCUGGAUUACACUACACAACUACACCUGCUGCAUUUCCUAUGGUCAAGGUGCGUAUGAAGCCUGAGCCGGGUAUGAAGCUCAACCCGAGUACGCCCAGGCGGUGUCCAUGA
Molecule: messenger RNA, 747 nt
Organism: Podospora pseudopauciseta
Lineage: Eukaryota; Fungi; Ascomycota; Sordariomycetes; Sordariales; Podosporaceae
Exons: 1
Coding region: 1-747 (248 amino acids)
Source: RefSeq, a predicted model, not a curated record